UGCCGAUUGGUGCCGUCGUACCAUGCCAUGGCCCGGGUGAAGCCAUUGGCGCUGGCCGGACGAUGGCAGGGCAGCGAAGGCGAAUACGUCGCGACGAUCAAAGGCUCCAAGAUCAUUUGGCCCGACCAGUCCCAGAAGGAAUUUCACAUCCAAGGUGAAUCGGGUGAAGGUGAGGGGUUGCUGUUGACCUUCGAGUUGAACGGCCAAGACUACGCGGCCAAAGUCGUGGAAGAUCGCUUGGAGUUCAACGAUGGCGACGUUUGGCUGAGGGCUCCCAAAAAGCCAUCAGCUCCGCGGAAGCGGAAAGCUGUAGAGGACAGCGGAGUUCGGAGGUUCAAGGUGACAUCCGCCAACAAAGUGGGCAUUCUGCCCAAGCCUGACAUCGAAGCAGAGGUGAAAGACUACCUGAAACCUGGAACGGUGUUUGAAGCCUCGGAAGAAUGGGUCGAUCCGCGUGACGACCGAAAGUUCUUCUUUCUGGAAUCACAUCAUGGCUGGGUACCCGAGUGUUCACGAAAGGACAUCGCCAAGGUCGUCGUGGCGGAACACCUCACCGCUGCCCAAAAGCGCGCCCGAGAGGCCCGGGCAGCGAAAGCCGCGGAGGCAGCGGAGGCAGCGAAGGCGGCCACCGAGGAAGCGAAGGAGAAGGCCGAGGACGGCACCGCCGCCGCCGACGAUGCCGAUGCCGAUGCCGACGCCGCCGACGCCGCCGAUCCGGAGGCCGCGGACCAAGCGGCGUCGCCCAAGGCGUCACCGCGCGGGGUGACGGCGGUGCUGGCGAAGGCCAAGGCAGCGCGACUGGCCAAGGCCAAGGCGAAGGCUGCGAAGGCUGCGAAGGUCGAUGCGCCGUUGUCCAAGGAGGAACUCAAAGAGAAGGUCCUCCAAGCAGUGGCCGACGUGGCCGUGGAGUCGGAUCUGUUGGACACGGCGGAAGCUCUGGUGACCGAAGGACAUCUUCCCAACGAGCUGACGGAGCAGUUCAGCCAGGUGAUGAAGCUGACCACGGCGAAACUGAAGUCGUUGCUCCGUGGCGCCUGGUUACCACCCGAGGGCUCCCGGCAACAGGUGGCCAUUCGACUUCUGAGAUACCAAGCCAACUGGGGUCCAGCACCGGAGGAUGUGACCCUCUUCGAACAAGCGGGUCUGGCUUGCGCUCCCAUGCGGCGGAUGCACGGGAAGCACAAGGCCCCGGUGCUUCCUUCAAAGCCACCUGAGCCCGUGAAGGCACCAACGCCAGCCGUCAAGCGACCGGCUCCAUCUGGGAAGGCCAAGGCCAAGGCCAAAGCGAAGGCCAAGGUGAAGAAAACAGCUGAGAAAGCACCACCUGUGGAGGAACUCCUGUCUAGUGGAAAACUUCCAGAAGAUGCAGUUGAUAGAUAUGAAGGUCUAUGCGCUGCAACUCUGGAUGAUUUGAAGCAAAUGACAGAUGACCUUUGGCUUCCAAAUCAUGGCAAGGUCCAUGAAUUAGCCUUGCGGAUCACACGAUCACUGGCAGGUUUGGAACCCUUGGAUGAGCCAAUGGAUGAUCCGGUGGAUGAUCCGGUGGAUGAUCCGCCUCAGCCCAGCUCCCCCAAAAAACCCGCACCGAAGCGAAAGCUCCGAGCGGGCAAAAUGGGCGCGGCCUCACGCCUCCGCGUGGGUCGUGGUCGUGGCCGGGGGCGCAGUGCUGGUGCUGGCCCCAAACGUCGUGCUGCUCGGCCUUCAGGUCUUGGUGCCCCGAGCAAAGGUAGCAAAGGUAGCAAGCCUCAAGGACCAGGCAAAAAGAAGAUGCGACUUUUUCUCACGAACUUCUUGCAGGACGUGGACAUUCAAACCACGACUUUUGGCCAACUCCGGGCUGCUGCCACCGAACAUUUCGGUGAGUUGUCUGAGGAGGCCAUCGCUUCGCUGUCCGACGUGGCAGCCGUGGCCAUGCGGAAGCAGCUGGGUGUGCGCAAGGCGACUGCACCUGAGGCGCCACCCGCGGCACCAGAGGCGCCUGAGGCGCCAGAGGCGCCUGAGGCAGCGGAGCCGGAGCCGUCCGGGGAGGCCGUGGCGUCGCCCACAGAGGAGAUGGAGCCAGAACCGCCUGAGGAGCCCAAAGAUGAGAAAGACAAGGAAGCUUCUGAAGCCAAAGAGGCCAAGCCUGCGGCAGAAGCCAAGCCUUUGGGCCCUGAGGCCAAAGAGAAGGGCGACGAAAAGAAGGACGGAAGUGACUCCGAUUCGGACUCGGACUCGGUGUCCAUCUCUCCAAUGGACAUGGCCGCCUUGCAAACUCCCGGCUCCCCGCUGCCCCCACGCAGUCCGGCCGUGCGGCCCCGCUCGCCCAGAGCACCCCGGGCACCAAAGGUGAAGGCUCCGAAAGCGCCCAAGGUGAAGGCGCCCAAAGCUGAUCAAACUGAGAAAACUGAUGCAACUGGAACUGCAGUUGCCAAGCCAAAAUCCAACAAAAGGACACCCCUCUUCAGUCAAGUUGGACGAUUGAAGGUGAAGAAAGAUGGAACGAAAGUGGCUGAAGCACAACCAACAGUUCAGAUACACCAAGCCCCCAGCCCCGAGCAGAAGCCCAGCGUGCCCAGUUCGUUUCAUUUUGUGUCAGUGACUGGGCAGAAGCUGGAUGAUACCCUGUUGAAAGAUGUCGUGAAAGAAAGAGAGGAGGAGAUGAAACUCCGAGAGCAAAACAGAUCCAAUAAGAUGAUCUUGGCUGGAAUCGAGGGCACCUUGUCCAAAUUUGUCCAGCACUGCAUCGUGCAGAAGGAGAAGCAUCACGUUUUGUUGAAGAAUGGCUACUUGAGUUGCAGAAUCCGAGUUCCGAAGCAGUUCGUGAACCAAUCCUUGAAAGUUGAACUCCUGAAGCUGGUUGAGAGCCUUGGUGCCAGCUUGGUUGCUGACAAGGAGCAUACCAAGGCCGGGAAGGAUGCCCAGGAUGCCACGGGCUCUCCAGGUGCGGCAGACUCCGCGCCGAGUGCGGCUGUGUCUGACACCAAUGGUCCCCCCGAAGCUUUGCAGAUGGAGAAGGACCAGAAGGAGGAGGAAACCAAGGAAACAGACACAGCAGCGGAACCCGAGGAGGAAGCAGUGAAAGCAGCGGACACAGAAAGGAAGGAAGAAACCAAAGAAGAAACCAAAGAAGAAACCCAGGAGGCAGGCGAAGCCAAAGACGUAAGCCCUAAAAGCAAAGGCCUCAAAAACAAGAAGCGAAGUAAGGACGCCAAAGCUGAUGCAGCUCACGCUCCAGCCGCUCCAGCUAAGCCUGCUACCUUGGCUGCCGUGGUGCAAGAUGGUUAUGUCCCCAAGACGCCUGGUCCCAUGGCACCGGUCCCUGCUACGCCGGCCUUCGCUACAGCCCCUCCUCCUCGCAGCACCAUGACGUCGGUGCGGAAGUGGAUCAUCAAGCUCCCUCCCAAGGCCUUGCAGAAUUACUUGUGGAAGCAUCCCGCUCUCCUGGAUGUCACCGACAAGAAACUGCUGAAAUUCACCGAAAGCUGCCUCGAACGCGUCGACAUGUUGGAGUUUAAGGUCAAGGACUUCUUCGAGAAUGCUCAGCGCCGUUACGGUGAACAGUUCGAGGAACGAAAGGCGCGGACCAUGCGACAGCUGACGGAAGCGCUGAAGCAGAAGGUGGAGGAUGAUGAGAGGAACAAGAAGAAGGUCAGCAAAAGCCUGGAAGCUCAAAAGGAGAAGAAGAUGGGUGCUGGAACCAAAGUGGGGAAGGAGGACUCCGAUGUCAUCGUGUUGGAAGAUCAGGCGAUGGGAGGUGAUGAUGAGAUCCCAGCAGAUUUGAAAUGGGCCUUCCGAGUCCUUGCACCCUAUGGCCUCGAAGACUCCGGCGCUCUUCUGGUGAACCCUCCGGCCUCCCAGGCCUUGCCCUUGAUGAAGGGCCUGCGAGUGGUGUCCAGUUGGCCGGACUUGCAGAAGAAGUUGCAAGCGACGCAGGUGGGCAAAGUGGUGAACUCCCUGCGACACCACAGUGACCCCAACGUGGCCGCUCUGGCGCGGGAGCUCGUGGCGAGUUUCAGGGUGGAGUGUCAGAAGCAAUGGAAGCAGCGCAAGGAGAUGAAAGCCACGGAGAAGCUGAACGACAGAACGAAUCAGAAAGCGAUCUCGGAAGAACAAAGCACGGAGAAUGACAAAACGAUGGAGAAUCAACAAGCGAUCUCGGAAGAGCAAACCGAACUGCAGGAUUUGGUCAGGAGGGCGGCGGCCGCAGACCCUGCAGACCCUGCAGACCCGGUCGACCCCCCUGCGGAACCGGCUGCGGAACCGGCUGCGGAACCGGCUGCGGAACCGGCGGCGCCAACAGAAGCGUCUCCUGAGGGCUGAGC
Molecule: messenger RNA, 4304 nt
Organism: Cladocopium goreaui
Lineage: Eukaryota; Dinophyceae; Suessiales; Symbiodiniaceae
Source: the annotation of a GenBank genome assembly